This is a messenger RNA of Arachis duranensis, 1665 nucleotides long. RefSeq lists its product as uncharacterized. NCBI's taxonomy places the organism in Eukaryota, Viridiplantae, Streptophyta, Magnoliopsida, Fabales, Fabaceae. The record is from RefSeq and is a predicted model, not a curated record. The transcript is spliced from 3 exons. The coding region runs from base 1 to 1665 and encodes 554 amino acids.
AUGGCUAGUGAGGAGAGUUUUGUUGUUUUGGUUCACCACAGAGGAUCCAUUAAGAGGAAAACUCGUUUCGGAGUGAAGUUCACAGACAAGGAUCCUCUCUAUAUUAUCGUUACUCCUACAAUGAGCUUUGAUGACCCUGUUAGAUCUGUACUGAUGAAGCUCGGUCUGGAAGGUGCGAAGCGGGUUAAGAAGUUUUUCUAUCGCAUUCCAAUCACGGUGUUCCAGGAUACUGUGAAGUAUGAUUGUUUCAUGAUUAUUAGCGAUGAGGACUUGCAAGUAAUUUUUCUUUGUCGGUGGCAGUUUCCGGAGGUGAGGACACCAGAGUUGUUGGCAAAGCUGGUUGAUGUGCCAAUAGUCCAACCUGUCGCCUCCCCGUCUUUUGCUGUUGAUCUCAACGGCAGCGGAGACGGCGAGGUAGGUUCAAGGGAAAAUCUGCCGAACGCUUUACUGGGCGUUGUACCGCUUGGCGUUGGAGACGAAUUGUUGGGUGAUGCAGAGGAAGAUGACGUCGAGCCGGAUAUGAUUGACGAUGACAGCGGCGAUGAUAUUGGAGCGAGUGAGGCUGCAUUGGCGAUAGGUGGUUCUAGCUCUGGCACACAGCAGUAUCCACCACAUUUUUCCUCUUUGGACUUGGAUGCCAUGAGGCAGGAGGGGGUUUCUGGGCACUCUGUUGGAUUUGGAGCUAGAGAUGCGGAAGGGACUGCUGGUCUAACAGAGUUCCAGGUUGGUCAGCAAUUUCAGGAUAAAGAUGAGGCCCUGUUAAGUGUGAAGACUUACAGCAUCCGACGAGGGGUACAGUACAAGGUAGUCGAGUCUGAUUAUCGCCGGUAUGUGGGCAAGUGUUCUGAGUUUGGGAAUGGGUGCACAUGGUUGAUUCGACUGAGUCUCCGGCAGCGCAAGGGCAUUUGGGAGGUCAAACGAUACAAUGGACCUCACACUUGUCUUGCCACCUCCAUCUCGAGUGACCACAGGAGUUUGGAUUACCAUGUGAUAUCGGCGUUCAUUAUGCCAAUGGUUAGGGCUGAUGCAUCCGUCAGCAUCAAGGUGCUCCUGAAUGCCACGGCAGCACACUUUGGGUUUAAGCCGACUUACAGGAGGGUCUGGAUGGCGAAGCAGAAGGCUGUUGCCCUCAUCUAUAGUGACUGGGAUGAGUCAUACAACGAGCUGCCCAGGUGGGUGUUGGGAGUCCAGUUGACGAUGCCUGGUACUAUUGCAGUCCUAAGGACUAGCCCCGUUCGAGUUGGAGGACAGGUAGACGAGUCUCAAGCUUAUUUUCACAGACUUUUCCGGAUGUUUCCACCGUGCAUCGAGGCAUUCCGUCAUUGCAAGCCGCUAGUCAGCAUUGACGGCACCCAUCUGUAUGGCAAGUACGGGGGAACGUUGCUCAUCGCAAUUGCACAGGACGGGAACUCCAACAUUCUACCUGUUGCAUUCGCACUACACGUGACACCGCAGCCGGGUCUGCUGGUUAUAUCGGACAGGCAUAACGGCAUCAAGGCUGCACUUGAGGCUCCUGACGGAGGUUGGUUACCUCUAUCUGCAUACCGUGCAUUCUGCAUUCGACACAUAGCUACUAACUUUGCCCUUACCUUCAAGGGCAAAGAAGCACGGAGGCUUCUUGUGAAUGCGGCGUAUGUUAAGACUGAGGUUAAGUUUGAUUACUAG